Neurospora tetraspora is the source of this 1358-nucleotide messenger RNA. RefSeq lists its product as uncharacterized. The record is from RefSeq and is a predicted model, not a curated record. Bases 284 to 1279 code for a protein of 331 amino acids. Lineage: Eukaryota; Fungi; Ascomycota; Sordariomycetes; Sordariales; Sordariaceae. The transcript has 2 exons.
GCCUGCCCAAGAUGGGUCGCUCCUUCCCUCCCAAGGCUGUUCUUCGAGUGAAGGCCCUUCUCGUGAUCAAUUAUUUCUGGUCAUGGGCCAACUUCUUCCAUUUCUCUCUCCUCACUUACUGAAUGUUCAGUCCUCUCUGUGAAACACAAGCUGCUUCGUUAUUCAUCGUUCUUGUUGGUGUACCUUUUUGGUAUCUUGGAGUCGGAGUGCCAGAUACUCCAUUUUGCCAAAUCGCCCAAACAGGUUAUCGCCAAUCUUUUCGUCUGCCAGAAGAACUGCCACAAUGGCCAGCCCCAAGUACAACAGCCGUGACUCCAACAUCCCUCAGAUUCCGCCCCAGUCCCCCGAGUCCGAAGCCUUCGGCGUCGAGAGCAUCAUCUACAAGUCCGACCGGCCGUCCAACAUCCCCAUCCCAACCACCAAUGCCGGUGUGAACACCAACCAUGGAAACCGUGCUCCGUCCAACCCAAAUCGACCUCCCAGCCGUCCAUUCUCAACCUCUACAGCUCCCCAUAUGAACAACACGGGAAACACCAGUACCUUUGUCGCCAACAAAAAUGGACAACAGCCCUCCGCCUCAAGCCCUCCUAGCCCCAUAUCUACCCCCUUCCGCACCUCAAUCCAUCCCAAGCUCCGUUUCUUGACACCCUCGGAAUGGGCCCGCAUCGCUCACAGUAUCGGUGGCAUCGCGGACCCUUCUUGCGAGUCCAACACCGUUGUCCACCCCACCUGCUGGUACUGGCCGCCUCGCGGCAUGCCCGAGGGCCUUUACCGGGAUGUCAUCUACCAACGAACCCGGUACAUGUACUCGUACCACAUCUUCAGCAUCAUGCGAUGGUUCUUGAUGAUCCUGCAGAUCGUGCUAGGAGCGGUCUUGACGGCUCUGGGGGCAUGGGGAGGUAGUGAGGGCGUCGGUACCGGGACGCCAAUCACGAUCUUGGCGGCUAUAAACACCACAGUUGCUGGGCUGUUGGCGCUCAUGCAUAAUAGUGGGCUUCCGGACCGGCUGAGGAUGAACAAGAUUGAGUUUGAGCAGGUGGCGGAUCAUCUUAAGGAACUCCUCGACACGGGCAUUGUCGAAGUCGGUCAAGGAGUGGAUGAUGUCCUCAAAAAUUGCUUCUCGCGGUUUCACACGGCCAAGGCUACCGUGUGGGCCAACAUGCCUGAUGCGUAUACGUCGUCGUCUGCCGCCAGCAGGGACAAACCGCAGCUGAUCUGCCCGGAUCCGACCAUCCACCUUCUUGUAAAGCACGAGCAGGAAGCUGCGGAGAGAGAGUGAAGCCUGUAGAGUCUCGACACUUUAGUGUUUUUAACCGGCUCGUGAAUCUGCAUGGAUGGGUUGUGAGAACAUGUUUUAG